AUGAUAUCCUUUACACCGGUGAUCUUUGCAGUCUUUGCAGUCUCUGCCGUGAUGGCUGGACCUGUUGCCAAGGCAGUCCACGAGAAAGCUUCCUCCAAUCUCGAAUGCAGCAUUGAUACCUUGUCCAACUGCAAGACCACCGCCGAAAUUGCCAAUGUUGUCGGUAUUACAGAAGACGAAGUUCGUCAGAAGCAAGGUGGCUGCCCCUGGGGUCUAUGCGAUCCGCUCUUUUGUCCACAGAACUGUAGGAACUAG
Molecule: messenger RNA, 255 nt
Organism: Radiomyces spectabilis
Lineage: Eukaryota; Fungi; Mucoromycota; Mucoromycetes; Mucorales; Radiomycetaceae
Exons: 2
Coding region: 1-255 (84 amino acids)
Source: RefSeq, a predicted model, not a curated record